UAUGGGAUGUCUGCCCCCUUUGUGUGUUUGUGAAGAUGUUAGCUAAGCUCUGUCAGUGAGGUUGGGGGGGACGGAACAACGUGUUUUGGGUCAUUGGCGGCUCUUUUUUUUUCUUUUUAUUCAGCCAAUCAUUGGUUCAAUGAACGAGCACUAACUGACAACAACUGCCGCACGAACAGCGUGACUUGUGUUCAUUCCUGCACCGAGAAAAAGGGCGAGCUCACCUCGACCCGGGACCACACAUACACACUACUGCUUGGAAAUAACUGUGGAUCACUUUGCUUCAUUCACUCCUAUGCAGAGAAAAAUACCUGUAAAAUCAACAACAUUCCCACGUCAUUUUCCCUCCUCCCUCGCCGACCGAGGAGCAAGGUCUACGAGGGAUUAAUUCGACCAGCAAGAAAUUAAAUUAAAACGCUGGGAAGAUGUCGGGCAGCGAGGAUGACAGGGAAGACUUUGGAGCCGUGGACGAGCGCUCACUACUUCACGAUGAGGACGAGCCGGAGGAUGCUGUUCUGUCUGACGUAGAGGAGGUACCCAAGUCCAAGAAGAAGAAGAAAGCCAAGAAGAGCAGCCGAGGAGAGAGCAGGAGCAGCAAGAGACAGAGACCCAUCAGAGAGGAAUUGCCUGUCAGCUCUCCAGAGCACCUGAUUGGAAGAGAAACAGCAGAGAGGGAUGUAGACGAGGGUGGUGUGCGGUCAGAGAGUGAAGGAAGUGAUUAUGCCCCCGGGAGGAAAAAGAAGAAACGGUUGAGCUCUGCCAAAGACAAGAAAAAAGGAGGUGUGUCAGCAGAGAAAGGAGGAUCAUCCAGUUCAAAGAGCAAACGUAAAGACCCAGAACCGGACGAUGAUGAUGACGAUGAUGAUGACUGCCAGCCUAAAAGCUCCUCUCAGCUGCUGGAGGCCUGGGGCAUGAAAGACAUUGACCAUGUCUUCACUCAGGGAGACUACAGCUCUCUCACCAACUACAAGGCCUUCAGCCAGUUUGUUAGGCCUUUAAUUGCAGCAAAGAACCCCAAGAUCGCUGUGUCGAAGAUGAUGACUUUGAUGAUGGCUAAGUGGAGAGAGUUUAGCACAAACAACCCACUCAAGGGUUGUGCCUCUGCCAAUGCAGCUCUGGCAGCUGCCAAUGUGGCUGCAGCUGUGGAGAACAUGGUGGUGGCAGGGACAGACGGAGGCCCAGAGACAGGCGCCACCACUUCACCAGCAACUGCUCCAACUCCUGCUGCUGCUGCUCCGACACCUGCUGCACCUCCAGCGCCACCUCUCCGCAAGGCCAAGACUAAAGAGGGCAAAGGUCCUAAUGCACGCAAGAAGUCGAAACCUACACCGAAGCCUCCACCAAAACCCAAACCUAAAAAAGUGGCUCCACUCAAGAUCAAACUAGGAGGCCUCAACAGCAAGAGGAAGCGCUCAUCGAGUGAUGAAGAUGAACCUGAUGUUGACAGCGACUUUGACGAUGGGAGUUUCUCUGUGUCCGAUGGCUCGAAUCGCAGCAGCCGCCCCAAGAAGAAGCCCAAGGGUGUAAAGAAAAAGAAAAAAGUGGAGACAGAAGAUGGCGAUGGCUAUGAGACGGACCACCAGGACUACUGUGAAGUGUGCCAACAGGGAGGAGAGAUCAUUUUGUGUGACACCUGCCCCAGAGCUUAUCACAUGGUCUGUCUGGACCCUGACAUGGAGAAAGCACCCGAGGGCAAAUGGAGCUGUCCACAUUGUGAGAAGGAGGGGAUCCAGUGGGAGGCCAGAGAUGAUCUGUCUGAGGCAGAAGGGGAGGAUGAGGAAGACAGGAGGGAUGAAGGGGUGGAGGAGGAAGAUGACCACCACAUUGAGUACUGCCGGGUGUGCAAGGAUGGAGGGGAGCUACUUUGCUGUGACACCUGCCCCUCCUCCUACCACAUUCACUGCCUCAACCCUCCUCUCCCCGAAAUCCCCAACGGAGAAUGGAUCUGCCCCCGCUGCAAGUGUCUACCAAUGAAGGGGAAAGUCCAGAAAGUUUUGACAUGGCGCUGGGGGGAGCCACCAGCACCCACACCUGUUCCCCGGCCUGUUGAUCUGCCUGCUGAUGCUCCUGAUCCUCCACCACUGGUGGGACGCAGAGAGAGGGAGUUCUUUGUCAAAUGGUGCAAUAUGUCUUACUGGCACUGCUCUUGGGUGCAGGAGCUACAGUUGGAGCUGAACUGCCAGGUGAUGUUUCGUAACUUCCAGAGGAAGACUGACAUGGAUGAACCACCGCCUGUGGAUUUUGGAGGUGAAGGUGAUGACGGUAAAAGCACCAAGAGGAAGCACAAAGAUCCUCUCUUUGUCCACAUGGAGGAAAAUUUUUACCGUUAUGGAGUGAAGAUGGAGUGGUUAAUGAUCCACCGCAUCCUCAACCACAGUGUGGAUAAGAAGAGCAAUGUACAUUACCUGGUAAAAUGGAGAGAUCUGCCCUAUGACCAGUCAACCUGGGAGAGUGAAGACAUGGACAUUCCGGAAUAUGACCCCUACAAACAGACAUACUGGAAUCACAGAGAGUUGAUGGUGGGUGAUGAGGGCAGACCUGGCAAGAAGCUGAAGAAACCAGUCAAAGUCAAAAAGGCAGAGCGACCACCGGCUAAUCCAGUCGUGGAUCCCACCAUUAAGUUUGACCGACAGCCUGACUACCUGGACAGCACUGGAGGAACUCUGCAUCCUUACCAGCUGGAGGGCCUGAACUGGCUCAGAUUUUCUUGGGCUCAGGCCACUGACACUAUCCUGGCCGAUGAGAUGGGUUUAGGCAAGACUGUGCAGACUGCUGUGUUUCUCUACUCUUUGUACAAGGAGGGUCACUCCAAAGGCCCCUUCCUGGUCAGUGCCCCUCUGUCCACCAUCAUUAACUGGGAGAGAGAGUUUGAGUUGUGGGCGCCUGACAUGUAUGUGGUGACGUACAUAGGUGACAAAGACAGCAGAGCUGUCAUCAGAGAGAACGAGUUCUCCUUUGAGGGAAAUGCGAUUCGAGGUGGAAAAAAGGCUUCCAGGAUGAAGAAAGACUCACCAGUCAAGUUCCAUGUUCUGUUGACAUCCUAUGAAUUGAUUACAAUCGAUCAAGCGGUAUUAGGCUCCAUUGAAUGGGCCUGUCUGGUGGUGGAUGAAGCACACAGGCUCAAGAACAACCAGUCCAAGUUCUUCAGAGUGUUGAACAACUACCCACUGCAACACAAGCUGCUGCUGACUGGCACUCCUCUUCAGAACAACCUAGAGGAGCUCUUCCACUUGCUGAACUUCCUGACCCCAGAGAGAUUCAACAACCUGGAAGGGUUUCUUGAGGAGUUUGCAGACAUUGCCAAAGAGGACCAAAUUAAGAAGCUGCACGACAUGCUGGGACCACACAUGCUCAGGAGGCUGAAGGCUGAUGUUUUCAAACACAUGCCCUCGAAGACUGAGCUCAUUGUCCGAGUGGAGCUGAGCCCCAUGCAGAAGAAAUACUACAAGUUCAUUCUAACACGCAACUUUGAGGCUCUGAACACGCGUGGAGGAGGAAACCAAGUCUCUCUGCUCAAUGUAGUGAUGGACCUCAAAAAGUGCUGCAAUCACCCCUACCUCUUCCCUGCAGCUGCCACUGAGGCACCAAAACUUCCCAAUGGGAUGUAUGAGGGCACAGCUCUGACCAAGUCCUCAGGAAAACUGAUGUUGCUCAUGAAGAUGAUGAGGAAGCUGAAGGAUGGAGGACACAGAGUUCUGGUCUUCUCUCAGAUGACUAAAAUGCUAGACCUGCUGGAGGACUUCUUGGAGAAUGAAGGUUACAAAUAUGAGAGAAUCGAUGGAGGAGUCACUGGCAACAUGAGACAGGAGGCCAUCGACCGCUUUAACGCUCCUGGUGCUCAGCAGUUUGCGUUCCUCCUCUCCACCAGAGCUGGUGGUUUGGGCAUCAAUCUUGCAUCUGCUGACACUGUCAUCAUUUACGAUUCUGACUGGAACCCCCACAAUGACAUCCAGGCAUUCAGCAGAGCUCACCGUAUUGGCCAGAACAGGAAGGUGAUGAUCUAUCGCUUUGUCACCAAAGCUUCUGUGGAGGAGAGGAUUACACAGGUGGCAAAGAAGAAGAUGAUGCUCACCCACCUGGUGGUGCGGCCGGGUCUUGGCUCCAAGACUGGCUCCAUGUCUAAGCAAGAGCUCGAUGAUAUCCUUAAGUUUGGAACAGAGGAGUUGUUUAAAGAUGAACUUGGAGAGGGAGAUAACAAGGAGGAUGACAGCAGUGUGAUCCACUACGAUGACCACGCAAUCGAUCGCUUGCUCGACAGGAACCAGUCUGCUACAGAUGACACUGAGAUUCAGAGCAUGAAUGAAUACCUCAGCUCCUUUAAAGUGGCCCAGUACGUGGUCAAAGAUGAAGAAGAUGAGGAGGAGGAGGUGGAAAGGGAGGUGAUCAAGCAAGAGGAGAGUGUUGAUCCUGAUUACUGGGAGAAGUUGCUUCGUCACCACUAUGAGCAACAGCAGGAGGAUCUCGCCCGCAAUCUGGGCAAAGGCAAAAGAACUCGAAAACCUGUGAACUAUAAUGACGGCUCCCAGGAGGACCGAGGUAUAAGACAGGACUGGCAGGAGGAUCAGUCAGAUAACCAAUCUGAUUACUCAGUGGCCUCAGAGGAGGGCGACGAAGACUUUGAUGAACGGACAGAAGCAAACGCCCGAAGACCAAACCGUAAAGGGCUCAGGAAUGACAGGGACAAACCUUUGCCUCCGCUGUUGGCCAGGGUCGGAGGAAACAUUGAGGUGUUGGGGUUCAAUGCACGGCAGAGGAAGGCUUUCCUGAAUGCAGUGAUGCGUUAUGGGAUGCCUCCUCAGGACGCUUUCACCAACCAGUGGCUGGUGCGGGAUCUCAGAGGGAAAUCUGAGAAAGAAUUCAAGGCUUACGUGUCCCUGUUCAUGCGUCACCUUUGUGAGCCAGGGGCUGAUGGAGCAGAGACCUUUGCAGACGGCGUCCCGCGUGAGGGUCUGUCAAGGCAACAUGUGCUUACGCGCAUUGGUGUGAUGUCCCUCAUAAGGAAAAAGGUGCAGGAGUUUGAGCAUGUUAAUGGUCAGUGGUCAAUGCCCUGGAUGGCAGAACUGGAGGAGAACAAAAGGGCUGUAGCUUUGGCUGCAGGUGAAGACCCCAAGACUCCUUCUACUGGGACUCCUGCAGACACACAGCCCAACACUCCUAUCCCAGAGGAUUUAUCUAAACUUGAGGACAAAGAUGACUUAAAGAAGGAGGGAGAGGAUGGCAAGGGAGCUAAGAAGACAGAUGAUCCAGAGAUAAUUGAAAUCCCAGAUGAGUCAGAAAAAUCCCCUGCACCUGAAAAGAAGGAAGGAGAGUCGGACGCUGCAGCAGGUAAGGAGGGGAAGGAGACUGGAGCUAGAGAGGAACGGAAGGAGAAGGAGGCUGAAGACACGGGGACAAAGGAAAAAGAGAAGGACCAGGCUUUGGACGUGGGGGAGAAAAGUACUGUUAAGGGCAAUGGUCCAGAGGGCAUGCUGGAUUUAGAGGAGGACAACUCUAAAGCUGAAAAUGGCAAAGAUGAAAAGAUGGACACCACUUCAUCCACAGAGGAGAAGAAAGAUCAAAGAGAAGAGAAGGAUGGUGUAAAAACAGACGAGUCUGGCAAACUGCAGAAUGGAGAGAACACCAAAGACGGGGGAACAGCUGCACCGGUGGUUAACGUCAGCGAAGAAAAGAAGAAAGCCACCAAGCAGAGGUUCAUGUUCAACAUAGCUGAUGGAGGAUUCACAGAGCUUCAUUCUCUGUGGCAGAAUGAAGAGCGAGCAGCUACUGUCACCAAGAAAACCUUUGAGAUUUGGCACCGUCGCCAUGACUACUGGCUACUGGCUGGCAUCAUACACCAUGGCUACGCUCGGUGGCAGGAUGUACAGAACGAUGUGAGGUUUGCCAUCCUCAAUGAGCCUUUCAAAGGGGAGAUGAGCAGAGGAAACUUCCUUGAGAUCAAGAACAAGUUUCUUGCCCGCAGGUUCAAGCUACUGGAGCAGGCGUUGGUGAUUGAGGAACAGUUGCGGAGAGCGGCCUACCUGAACAUGACAGAAGACCCGGCUCACCCCUCCAUGGCCCUGAACACUCGCUUCAGUGAGGUGGAGUGUCUCGCUGAGUCCCACCAGCACCUCAGCAAGGAGUCCAUGUCAGGGAACAAACCUGCCAACGCAGUGCUGCACAAAGUUCUCAAACAGCUCGAGGAACUGUUGAGCGACAUGAAGGCUGAUGUCACACGUCUCCCAGCAACCAUUGCCCGGAUACCCCCGGUUGCUGUUCGGCUGCAAAUGUCCGAGCGAAACAUCCUCAGCCGACUGGCCAGCCGGGGUCCAGACGUCACCACCCAGAACCAGUCACAGACCUCACAGCAAAUGCAGGUACCUCGCUGACCAGUCACACUGCAUACUUCACACUCAUUGACUAAAGCCAGUCGCGCUCACCUCCCCGCCAUGUAGCAGACUCCUCCCCCUUGACUGUCAUGUACAGCUGUCAGGCUAUUCGUCCUCACACUGCACCUACCAUCCAUCUCUGGACUCAGAGGAACAUCAGCUGUGCUGCUGGACUUUGAAAAGACUGGAACUUUAGACGUAGGAGAGGAGUGAACAGAAGAGUCCUCUCUCUUUCCGCUCGAAACAGGUCGUUCUCCUCAACUGGGGUUCAGAUUUAACUCAUCCAACCUGAGGACUGUUGUCGUGACUGUACUAGAGACAGCGCCACUGACCUGUCCUGCUCUGUGUGUACAGCAGUUUCAAACUUGUGUAUGUAACUUUGUGUAUCAUUAAGCUGACAGGGAUAGACAGGAGUGAAAGCAGCAUGUUUGCAGUAUACUGAUGCUUUGUAGUAACCUUUGGAUUAUUAAAGAAAUUGAGGGAU
Solea senegalensis (Senegalese sole) is the source of this 6849-nucleotide messenger RNA. It is a transcript of the gene chd4b, whose product is annotated as chromodomain helicase DNA binding protein 4b. Gene Ontology annotation, molecular function: chromatin binding; ATP-dependent chromatin remodeler activity; histone binding. Gene Ontology annotation, biological process: chromatin remodeling; negative regulation of transcription by RNA polymerase II. The transcript is spliced from 41 exons. The record is from RefSeq and is a predicted model, not a curated record. Lineage: Eukaryota; Metazoa; Chordata; Actinopteri; Pleuronectiformes; Soleidae. Bases 426 to 6365 code for a protein of 1979 amino acids. Gene Ontology annotation, cellular component: chromatin; NuRD complex; nucleus.